GCGGCGGAGUCGCGGCUGCCGCCACCUUCCGCACACCAGCAGCAGCAGCAGCGGCAGCAGCGCGGGGCUCUGCGGAGCGGCGGGAGCGCCAAUGCCCGGACCGACUCAAGCCCUGUCCCCAAAUGGCGAGAACAACAACGACAUCAUCCAGGAUAACGGGACCAUCAUCCCCUUCAGGAAGCACACGGUGCGGGGGGAGCGCUCCUACAGUUGGGGAAUGGCGGUCAACGUGUACUCUACCUCUAUAACCCAGGAGACUAUGAGCAGACAUGACAUCAUUGCAUGGGUUAAUGAUAUAUUAGCUUUAAACUACACAAAAGUUGAACAACUCUGUUCAGGAGCAGCUUACUGCCAGUUCAUGGACAUGUUGUUCCCAGGGUGCAUUAGCUUGAAGAAAGUAAAGUUUCAAGCAAAGCUGGAGCAUGAGUACAUUCACAACUUCAAACUUCUGCAGGCAUCAUUUAAAAGAAUGAAUGUGGAUAAGGUAAUUCCUGUGGAAAAACUGGUCAAAGGGCGCUUCCAAGACAACUUAGAUUUCAUUCAAUGGUUUAAGAAGUUCUUUGAUGCUAACUAUGAUGGGAAGGAGUAUGAUCCUGUGGAAGCUCGACAAGGCCAAGAUGCUCUUCCUCCACCAGAUCCUGGUGAACAGAUCUUUAACCUGCCCAAAAAGUCUCACCAUGCAAACUCUCCAACUGCAGGUGCUGCUAAAUCCAGUCCAGCUUCUAAACCAGGAUCAACACCUUCUCGCCCGUCUUCAGCAAAAAAAGCUACACCAAGCAGCUCAGCAUCCAAAUCAGAUAAAGAUUUGGAAACUCAAGUCAUACAGCUCAGUGAACAGGUACAUUCAUUAAAACUUGCACUUGAAGGUGUGGAGAAGGAAAGGGAUUUCUACUUUGGCAAAUUAAGGGAGAUUGAACUUCUCUGCCAAGAACAUGGGGGAGAAAAUGACCUUGUCAAUCGGCUAAUGGAAGUCCUUUAUGCUUCAGAUGAACACGGAAUUACCAGUACUGCAUAUGCCUCAAUUAGAAGUACAGAAAGUACAUUUCAAUAUAAUUUUAUGAGAUGCUGCUUUCCUCAGGAGAGCCACACAGAUGAGCAUGAAGGUGAAGAGCAAGUCCAUGAACAGCCCCAGCAGCAGGAUGAGUACUGACUCACGCAGCAUCUCUGACAAUUUUCGUUUUGUGUGAGAACUUUCUUCUGGAGAAUGGAACGUGUGCGGCCUCAAACUUGAAAUCAGUUCACUCCCAGUCUGCCAUUAACAUUUAUGUACCAUAGUGAGUGCCAGCCAACCACUGCAUUCUGUACCAAUACUUUGCCAAGAUGCAUUUGCAGGCGUCUUCUUUCAGUGUAUCUUCCCAAGAGGUUGUAGGGCUACAUCACCUACUGUACAUCACUGCAACGUCACCACUUGGCUGCUUGAGAUUUGUUCUGCUCUUUAAAAAUAUAUAUAUUUAUUUUUUUUCUUUUUCGUCUUAAGUAUGAUACACUUGUAACUUGUUCUAACAUAUUUAUAUUGGCAUUUUGUGUGGCAAGGAGUUCUGUACCACUAGCUGUGUCUCUCACUUUGUGGUGCUUUUGCAUUUUCUAGUACAUCUGCCUUGGGGCAUCGAUUUGGCCAAACAGUUGAAAUAAAGGGAUACAGUGGAUGUCAUACUCAAGCCAUAACGAUGAGGUUGUGUUGUGGAGGAAAACGCUUGUGUUGCUCGCAUUUAUUCCUUUCCUGCCUUCACAAAUGGAAGGCAGAGCAUCUGUUUCACUGGGAGAUUUAAACCCCUGUUAGGAAGCUUGUUAGAAAGCUGCAUGGUAUGUUUUUUGGCUGAUUUCUGGAGGAACAGACAUCCACCUAAGCUUUUUGAAAACCCUCCCAGUUUCCUAACUAGUCAAUAGACAUUUCCCAGCUUUUCUUCCUUUCUGAGGAAUCCAGUCCCAGCCUCCAGCUGCAGCUCUACCUCCACAGAGCUCAGUGCUGAGGGAGGAGAGAAAUCUCCUUGACACAAGUGUAGCUGCAGGACACAGUCUGUACCAUCAUCCUUGGCUUCCCGCUUCUCAGAAAAGGAGAAAGUAGGCCACACAUUUCUUUCCACUUUCCUUCCCCCUUCCACUGCCCCAGCCAUACAAGUCUAGAAGACAGAAAUUUGGUCACUAGUGCAAAGUAUGGGGGGAAGCAGCAACAGCACUGGCCCUGAACCGUACCCCAAACUCCCCUGUAAGUGGAUGGUGGACACUUCACAAGUUUAAGGCUGCUUGUAAAGCAUGGAGAAGCAGUGAGGAGUCCUCCUGGAGACAGGGCACACAUUAGAGGGAGACCAUUUGACUGAGGGUACAGAGCUGGUUCUGCUCUUGGCUGGCCUUCCUCCUUUAAGGCCAGUGUGGUGCAGAACCAUGUGUGCGCUGGAGAUUCUGCAGUGGGAGUGUUCCCUUCCGGUGUGGUCCCAUGGCCCUGUUCUAAAUGAUGGUAUUUUAUAAGGAGAGGUAUCUUGAAGUAUAAAAAGCAUUCCUUGUUCUUCUCCUACCACUGCACAUUGUAGUCUCUCUGGUUAUUUAAUGCCUGGUAUUCUUGGUCUCUCCCUUCAUUUUCUGAGUUCUGGUUUGCUGUGCUGAUUUAGCAGGUACGUGGAAGUCCCAUGCCAAUUGGCAUUCACUGAAAAACUCCACAGCCUAUUGGGCAGCUAAAUAAUUUUAGGUGUUUGUAGGCUUCUAAAGCAUUAGGUCCCCAGCUGUACUUCUACAGAAAGGUUUCCAACACAUCAGCCCCCAGGCACACACACAUGCACAUGCAGUUUUCCAUUCCUAAUCAAUCUUCUGCAGCUAAGUGGCUCCUAGUUAAAUGUGAGAACCCUGCUGUUGUAUUGCACCACCAACAAUAUAUAAAAUGCUGUUGAGCACCACAACAGGUAUUUCCAGUUCCUUAAUCCUCCCCCUGCACAGCAGAAGAGUUUCUGGACCCUGCAGGCUGAAGUUUUCCCAGCCCUGCAUCCAGUAUUGACCUCACAUCCUACCCAGUGAUGAAAUCAAACUACUGCAACCUGCAGGCCAGCGCUUUCCUCUCCCUUCUCAAUUGGUUACAAAUAAGGUCUAGUUUAUAAAAUCAUGUUUUUUCCAAAGUAAUUAUUUCCAAGAAUCACCACAAAUGGGGGAAUUGUCAUUUUUGUUGUAUUUGUGUUUAUUAGAAUAUAUGUACUUAUUACAAUUGUCAUUGUAAUAAACAGUAGUUCUUCAUAA
Melozone crissalis (California towhee) is the source of this 3222-nucleotide messenger RNA. RefSeq names its product microtubule associated protein RP/EB family member 2 (gene MAPRE2). The record is from RefSeq and is a predicted model, not a curated record. The transcript has 8 exons. Gene Ontology annotation, molecular function: microtubule plus-end binding. Lineage: Eukaryota; Metazoa; Chordata; Aves; Passeriformes; Passerellidae. The coding region runs from base 92 to 1150 and encodes 352 amino acids. Gene Ontology annotation, biological process: protein localization to microtubule plus-end; regulation of microtubule polymerization or depolymerization; spindle assembly. Gene Ontology annotation, cellular component: microtubule organizing center; cytoplasmic microtubule; microtubule plus-end.